This is a messenger RNA of Rattus rattus (black rat), 1580 nucleotides long. RefSeq names its product gap junction protein alpha 3 (gene Gja3). The transcript is spliced from 2 exons. Gene Ontology annotation, cellular component: connexin complex; gap junction. Gene Ontology annotation, molecular function: gap junction channel activity. NCBI's taxonomy places the organism in Eukaryota, Metazoa, Chordata, Mammalia, Rodentia, Muridae. The record is from RefSeq and is a predicted model, not a curated record. Gene Ontology annotation, biological process: visual perception; cell communication. The coding region runs from base 205 to 1458 and encodes 417 amino acids.
GGCGUGGGGCACCAAGUGCGGUGCGUACCGCGGCGGUGGGGAUGGCGGCCGGGGCGGAGAAGCCCGGCCCUGGCGCGGGGCGCUCGUGGGAAGAAGGGGCGCCGCACGAGUGAAGAGGGAGCCUCCUUUACAGAGCAGGCCGAGCCCGGCUGGGCGAGGAGCGCCGGUGCCGCCGCGGCAGAGCGGGGUUAGCAGUCGGGAGCAAUGGGCGACUGGAGCUUCCUGGGGCGGCUGCUGGAGAAUGCGCAGGAGCACUCUACAGUCAUUGGCAAGGUGUGGCUGACCGUCCUGUUCAUCUUCCGAAUUCUGGUGCUGGGGGCGGCAGCCGAGGAGGUGUGGGGUGAUGAGCAGUCGGACUUCACCUGCAACACACAGCAGCCAGGCUGUGAAAACGUCUGCUACGACCGUGCCUUCCCCAUCUCGCACAUUCGCUUCUGGGCGCUGCAAAUCAUCUUCGUGUCCACGCCCACCCUCAUCUAUCUGGGCCACGUGCUACACAUCGUGCGCAUGGAGGAGAAGAAGAAAGAGCGGGAGGAGGAGCUGCUGAGGAGAGACAACCCUCAGCACGGCCGUGGUCGGGAACCAAUGCGUACAGGGAGCCCGCGGGACCCGCCACUGCGCGAUGACCGUGGCAAGGUGCGCAUCGCAGGCGCGCUGCUGCGGACCUACGUCUUCAACAUCAUCUUCAAGACGCUCUUCGAAGUGGGGUUCAUCGCGGGCCAGUACUUUCUAUAUGGCUUCCAGCUGCAGCCGCUUUACCGCUGCGACCGCUGGCCCUGCCCCAACACCGUGGACUGCUUCAUCUCCAGGCCCACGGAGAAGACCAUCUUUGUUAUCUUCAUGUUGGCUGUGGCCUGUGCGUCACUGGUGCUCAACAUGCUAGAGAUUUACCACCUGGGCUGGAAGAAGCUCAAGCAGGGAGUUACCAACCACUUCAACCCAGAUGCCUCAGAAGUCAGGCACAAGCCCUUGGACCCCCUAUCCGCGGCCGCCAACUCUGGCCCUCCCAGCGUCUCCAUUGGGUUGCCACCUUAUUACACACACCCCGCCUGUCCCACAGUACAGGCAAAGGCCACAGGGUUUCCUGGGACCCCACUGCUACCAGCAGACUUCACAGUGGUGACCCUAAACGAUGCGCAAGGCAGAGGCCACCCGGUCAAGCACUGCAAUGGCCACCACCUGACGACAGAGCAGAACUGGGCCAGCCUAGGGGCAGAGCCGCAGACUCCAGCCAGCAAGCCCUCUUCUGCAGCCUCCAGUCCUCAUGGCCGCAAGGGGCUCACUGACAGCAGUGGCAGCAGCUUAGAGGAGAGUGCCUUGGUGGUGACACCAGAGGAGGGAGAGCAGGCUUUGGAGACCACAGUGGAGAUGCACUCCCCACCGUUGGUCCUCCUGGACCCAGAAAGGUCCAGCAAGUCCAGCAGCGGGCGAGCCAGACCAGGUGACUUGGCCAUCUAGCCACAGUCUCUCCAGAUACCUUUAUAAACCUUCUCUUUACCCCUUAGAAACCAAAACCAAACCAAAACAAAACAAAACAGAACCAAAAAGCAUUUCAAAUCAACAGGUAGAAAGAGAAAAAA